ACUUCCACUAAAACACAAGUUAGGAGUCACUACUAUUUGGAUGCAGGGGGUAUGUGGUAAAUUUAGGAGAAGGAUCUGCAAGUUGAAAGAUAGUUUAGCUCGACACGUGCUCCUGUCUGGACCAAAACGAGUCACAUGAUCGCUUCUCUUCAGUCUGCAGCUGAGUGUGUGUUGUUGCUUAUCAAUCUGCAGCUGAUCUCGGCGGACCUGAUCCAACAUGGACAUUACAUUUGCGGGCAAACGAGCUCUGGUCACCGGAGCAGGAAAAGGAAUUGGCAGGGCCACGGCUCUGAUGCUGGCACGCUGCGGGGCAAAGGUCACAGCGGUCACACGCACGCAGGCUGACCUCGCCAGCCUGGUGCAGGAGUGUGCGUCCAUCACUCCAGUGUGUGUGGACUUGGCAGACUGGGGGGCCACGGAGGCGGCCCUGCAGGACGUCGGCCCCAUCGAUCUGCUGGUGAAUAACGCUGCCUAUGCCAAUCUGCAGCCGUUUCUGGAGGUCACACCCGAUCAGUUUGACAAGUCGUUCAAUGUGAAUGUGAAAGCUGUGUUGCAUGUCUCCCAGAUAGUGGCCCGUGGUAUGAAGGCCAGAGGAUCAGGAGGCUCCAUUGUAAACGUGUCCAGCCAGGCAUCACAGUGCGCCCUCAGAGACCACACUGUCUACUGUGCCACUAAAGCAGCCCUGGACAUGCUGACUAAAAUGAUGGCUCUGGAGCUGGGAGCCCACCAGAUCCGUGUGAACAGUGUGAACCCCACAGUGGUGAUGACAGAGAUGGGUCGCAUAGGCUGGAGCGACCCUGAAAAGGCCAAGACCAUGACUUCCCGCAUCCCCCUAGGCCGCUUCGCAGAGGUGGAGGACGUGGUCAACAGUAUUUUAUUCCUGCUGAGUGAUAAGAGCAACAUGACGAAUGGAGUCUCUCUGGCGGUGGACGGAGGCUUCCUGGCCUGCUGACCAGCAUGGUGCUUGUCUCAGCAAACUGCCCGUCCUCUCAGAGGAAAAAGAAAAAUACUUCAUAUCCCAUCUGUUCACUGCAUUAUAUAAAUGAAGGUCAAUUUUAUUCGUAAUUAAACUCAACCACUGAACUACUAA
Molecule: messenger RNA, 1090 nt
Organism: Centropristis striata (black sea bass)
Lineage: Eukaryota; Metazoa; Chordata; Actinopteri; Perciformes; Serranidae
Gene: dcxr
Product: dicarbonyl/L-xylulose reductase
Exons: 8
Coding region: 218-952 (244 amino acids)
Biological process (GO): glucose metabolic process; xylulose metabolic process
Molecular function (GO): L-xylulose reductase (NADPH) activity; carbonyl reductase (NADPH) activity
Source: RefSeq, a predicted model, not a curated record